AAAAAAAAAGGAGCCGCGCGGCGCGAUCUACUUCCACAGAGGGCGAGCUCCGCCGGCGGCGGCGCGUACUAUCAUCAUCCUCCUCCAGCAGGCGGGGAGGAGGCAGGAUCGCAGGGAGGAACAACUCCGGGAGGCCAGCGCGGUUAGUUCAGCAUGGCCACGAGGCGCCAGCGCGAGGCCACCGCUCCUCGGCCGGCUGCGAACGCAGGUUCCAGGAACCAGACGACCGCCGCCGCCGCUCGUUCAGGACCCAGGAACCAGACGGCCGCCGCCGCCGCUCGUUCAGUUCCGAGGAGGAACCAGACUGCCGCCGCCGCCGCUCCUUCAGGUCCGAGGAAUCAGACUGCCGCCGCCGUCGCUCCUUCAGGUCCGAGGAAUCAGACGGCCGUCGGCACCGUGACCGGCCGACUGCACGCUAGGAAUCGGCGAGAGCUGGCCGACAUCGGCAACCACGUGAACGCCCCUGUCGUUGAUAGGGAGAGCAAUCGCCGCCGCCUCACCAGGAGCCUCAGCGCCCAGCCCAACGCCGCCGCGGCAGACGAGAAUACCAUAGCUCCUGCUCGUCCUGCAGCAGCAGUGGCAGAAGGUGCCAGAGCCAGCAGGGCUGUCUCAGGCAAGAACAAGAAGCUAUCAAGGGUUGCUGCCACAAGGGUUACAAGCACAAGGGCAGAGGCGAACACCAUAGUAGAUUGCCUCACGAACGCUCUGGCUGCAGCUGAAGCUGUAGCUACUAAGGCAGUACAAGGUAUGGAGAUGACCGUUUCACUGGUCCAGAGGUAUGAGAGGUUCGCCAAUCAUUUAGACAAGAGAUAUGAAGAAAUCGCUGGAAAUUACCAAAGGCUAGUUUCCGAGACUAACCAGCUUGAGAGUGAGAAAGCUCAGAAAGAAGCUCAAGUCCAACAGGUGACGAAGGAGAAUGUAAAGGUGAUGGAGGAGAAUGUGAGGCUGCGCGCAAUGCUUGACAAGAAGGAGGCACUACUCCAGGCCAUGAGUGAGCACUGCAAGUUCAUGGCGUUGAAUCACCACAACUAGCAGGCCAUGACCCUGAGGCCGCUUCACUUGCCCUAUUGAUGUAGCUUACAAACUAUAGUUACAUUGAAGGUUAAUCUGUGGGCCAGUGGGUUAAUUUUUUUGAUAAAUUUGUCAGGGAUGGCAAAAGUCUAAAUAUAGACUUUCAGAGGUGGGGUAACAAAUUUCAGCUCGUCUAGCUAUAUCGAAACUUCACAUUCUAAGAUGAGAAUUAAGGAUAAGCUUAUAUCCCCAAGCGAGGGUGACAAGCAAA
This is a messenger RNA of Sorghum bicolor (sorghum), 1282 nucleotides long. RefSeq lists its product as uncharacterized. The record is from RefSeq and is a predicted model, not a curated record. Bases 154 to 1032 code for a protein of 292 amino acids. NCBI's taxonomy places the organism in Eukaryota, Viridiplantae, Streptophyta, Magnoliopsida, Poales, Poaceae. The transcript has 5 exons.